AUGACCUCUUCAGCCUCAAGCAACCCCGCAGCCGCAACCGCAACGCCCAAAGCCAAAAACAUCCCCAAUCCUCGACGCCUCCUAAUCCUCGCUCCAACAACCCAGUCCGAAUCGAUUAUCCCGCCUCUUCUACACUCCCUGACUGGGGUUCCAGUCACCAACCCACCACAGCCAACAGAACAAGCGCCCGAAAGAGUCACCUUCGCAGGCUACACAACACACAGUCCUCUCCGCCUGGAAACGAAAUACUAUAACACCGAGGUCCCAGUCUGGGUCGAUGAGAUUCCUCUAUCUGAUACAACCGAGCAAUGGAAAACCGACUUCCUAAGCGAAGAAGCUGAGAUUGUUCGCGAGGCCGUCGGCGCAUUGGUCGUUUGCGCCCAUGCGCCUGAACAUGGUCCUCCGGAUCCAAAUGCUGAAAAUGACAUAGCUGAGCGAGAGGAUGUACGCGCAUUGCGUGAUGUAAUGCGCGGUAUUGCCGCUGUUAAAGAGAAGAUCGACGAAGAGCGCGGGAGUAUCGGUGAUGUUCCUGGGGUAUUGGUGUUAGUUGGGGCGAGGAAAGUGGCUGCGUCGUCAGCAACAAAGUCUGGGCCAAAUGGGCAGGAGACUGGGGAUGAUCUGGGUGAUGAUCUUGGGGAUGUGGUUCCGUUGUCGGUUGGGUGGUGGGAGGAUCAAUUUUAUGAUAUGGGAUUACUGGGGUGGGAGGUUAUUGAGUGGGAUCCCAAAGAGGGGGGUGAAGAAACGAGAAAUCAAUAUGGAGAACGAGAGGGUAUGCCGAGGAUCAAGGAAGUUCUCGAGACUCAUGAUUGGUCUAUGACCAGUGCUGGUGUUGAGGACGAUGCAGACUCCGAGGAUGGUCUUGAAGACCAACUUCUGGGUAUGGAUGGCUCUCGUGGGUUUGGGAAUGAGGUUCACGAGCUUGAGCGUGAGAUGUUUGGUUUGCGAAUGGCAAUUGAGCGAGGUGGCGGUGAUGGUGAUGAGGAUGAAGAUGAAGAUGACGGUGAUAAAGAGAUUGACGUUGAGACGAUGGAAUCGCUGAUGAUGCGCAUGCAGGCGAUUAAAGAUAUGGGCUCUGACCUGCCGGAGGCCGAGCGCAAACGAUUUGCUGCCAAAGCUGUACAGGAUAUCAUGCGAGAAUUAUGA
Molecule: messenger RNA, 1143 nt
Organism: Penicillium salamii
Lineage: Eukaryota; Fungi; Ascomycota; Eurotiomycetes; Eurotiales; Aspergillaceae
Source: the annotation of a GenBank genome assembly